UAGGGUUCUUAUUCUCUACCUUCCGGUCCACAACAAUUACAAUGCACCUUCUUUUUCCCUUCACUGUUUUUGCUCUCACAGCAGUCCAACCCUAGCAUAUUUGAAAUUCUAGUUUCUUCGAAAUUCUAGAGCUGUAAUUGCUUCAAUGUCUGGAGGUCCUAGGGUUAAAUCGAUGAACCAUGCUGAUUCCGAGGUGCGACCAGUACUCGGGCCGGCGGGUAAUAAGGCCAGAUCCGUUGAAUUACGAAAGCCCACUGAGAAGCCCAUUAAGACUAACAACAAGCCAGCUGAGACUGAAGAGUCUAAGGGCAAGAAAUUUCAAGGAGCUGAUCCGUUGCCGCAAUCAAAGUCGCCGGUGGCUGCUUCGAAGAAAUGUGGGAGUGUUCCUUCUAUUUUGAGACAGCAACAGGACCAUAGGACUUUGCUGAUGAGGCCUAAUUUAUCGCUCAAUGCCUCGUGUUCCUCUGAUGCUUCGACGGACUCUUCUCAUAGCCGAGCAUCCACGGGGAAAUUGAGCCGGGGUAGUUUGACGCCAAAGUCUGGACGAAGGAAGCAAUGCAGCCCGAAAGUAGACAAGUCUGAGAAAAGUGGAAAAUCUGUUGGUGAAGUGGAGAGCUUGUCUCCCAGUCCCGUCAGUGGUGAUGCUUCAGUGAUAAAGAAAAGGUGUGCUUGGGUGACCCCAACUACUGAUCCAUCAUAUGCUGCGUUUCAUGAUGAGGAAUGGGGAGUUCCAGUCCAUGACGACAAGAAACUUUUUGAACUUCUCAGUCUAUGCACUGCAUUAGCUGAACUCUCAUGGCCAGCAAUUCUCAGUAAAAGGCAUACGUUUAGGUACAGAGAAGUCUUUCAAAAUUUUGACCCAGUUGCAGUCUCAAAACUAAAUGAGAAGAAGAUAGCACCACCAGGAAGCCCUGCCAGCACUCUCUUAUCAGAGGUUAAGCUGCGGGCAAUUGUUGAAAAUGCACGCCAAACCUGUAAGAUAAUCGAUGAGCUUGGAUCUUUCGACAAAUACAUAUGGGGUUUUGUGAACAACAAACCUAUAGUUAGUCAGUUCCGAUAUGCAAGGCAGGUGCCAAUGAAGACAUCAAAAGCAGAAGGGAUAAGCAAAGACCUAGUUAAAAGAGGAUUCAGAGGAGUCGGGCCUACUGUUGUGUACUCGUUCAUGCAAGUAGCUGGAAUUACAAACGACCAUCUCAUUAGUUGCUUCAGAUUUCAUGAUUGUGUAGCUGCAAUUGAUGGAAUGGAGAACGAUGAUGGCCUUGCGGCUAAGACUGAAGUGAAACAACAACUCAAGGAUGAAACAGAAAUGGGUCUUAUAAGAGCUAUUGAUGACUUCAAUUUAUCCACAUAGUGAAUUAUGUCAAAGUAGUGAUAUGUAAUUUAUACUACUAGUAGUAGAUUUGGUGGCUUUGCGCGCCCUUGUUUGCGAUACAGUUGAAAGGGCGGCAAGUGCUUGUGUAUAAAUGACCUUGCUAUUUAUUUUUUCCCGUUGCUGUGUACAUC
Messenger RNA from Nicotiana tabacum (common tobacco), 1503 nucleotides. RefSeq lists its product as uncharacterized. The record is from RefSeq and is a predicted model, not a curated record. NCBI's taxonomy places the organism in Eukaryota, Viridiplantae, Streptophyta, Magnoliopsida, Solanales, Solanaceae. Gene Ontology annotation, molecular function: DNA-3-methyladenine glycosylase activity. Gene Ontology annotation, biological process: base-excision repair.